AUGAGUCGCGCUGUCUCGCGCCUCGUUGAAGCAUGCAGUCGGCUGAGCAUCACUCAGCGCUCGCAAAUGCACUGUGAGUCAAACAAUUCUGGAAAAAUCCUGCAAAAUUCGGCUGUUCUUUCAGAUCUUCGUCCUCCGCCGACGUCGUCAAUCCUUCCGCCAGGGCCGGCGACAGUUAUUGAGAAAGAAAGAGAAAGAGCCUUUCCGGCCAGCGGAUCCAUCCAUUUCCCUCAGCCAUCCGUCUCGAUCGAGCUGCCGGCUCUCGAAAACCCUCAACAGGUUUGUAGAGACUAAAAUUAACGAUUAUUGUACAAAAAUCUGUAGUUUUUUUUUAGAUUUACACAUUCCCCACGCUAAACCGUGCUCCAAAAUUGGCUCCCGGGGCGAUUUUGACGGAAAUUCUUGAAAAACUGGCUCCGACCGUCGAAAAAGGCCCGCUAAUCGCGCCGGGCACACCCGCCAAGGCGCCCAUGUGGCUAUCGCCGCGUCUGCUCACAAUCCGUCGCAAGAAGAUGAAGAAGCACAAGCGGCGCAGACGAUACGAUCGCGAUUUCUUCAAAUACCAGAAAUAUCAUCGCGAGAAGAAGCUGAAAGCGGAACGGGCGUUCCAGAAACGCAUGAAAUCGCUGCUCACCGAGCUCGAGGCGUUCAAUCCGGAGCAGUACGUGAAGGAGACGAUCCGGAUGGCGAACAAGGAGUGGCAGGACGAGCUGGCGCCCACGGGAAGGAAGCUCUACCCGCACUGGAGCAGGUUCAUGAGCUUGGAGCAGCUCUACGGACUGCCCAAGAGCGAGUAUAUCGAUAAAAAGUUAGAUUUUGACAUGAUUUCCCGCCUAAAUUUCCAUUUCUUGCAGAGCCGGUCUCCCAACACCCGAGGAAGCGGAACAGAUCAAAGCGCUGAAGGAAAAGUACGCCAAAUUAUACCGAAAAAAGUAG
Molecule: messenger RNA, 936 nt
Organism: Caenorhabditis sp. 36 PRJEB53466
Lineage: Eukaryota; Metazoa; Nematoda; Chromadorea; Rhabditida; Rhabditidae
Source: the annotation of a GenBank genome assembly